AUGACUAUAGUGAUUAAACAUCGUAGAAUGUACAAGACAACAACUAGUGAAUCAUUAUCAGAAGAUAUGGUGGCACGAUAUUUAUUACGUAAACCAAAUUUUGUAAAACGUUGGUUUAAAGAAAAUGCUACAAAUGAUUUAAUACACGAAUGUAUUCGAAUUAAACAACAAAAAGAAUAUUUAAUAAAACCACGAGCAUCUAUUACACAUGAAAUGUUCAAUAAUAUUUUACAAGGUAAUCGUUCUAAUCGUGAAACUAAUAUUUUAUAUCAAAAUGUUGAUUAUAUGAAUCUAAAUGAACAUGAAUUAUUUACGGAAUUGAUUCGUGACAUAGCCAAUGAAUUAAAUGUUGACGUUGUCUGUCAUAAAAUAUUGACAAAUGUAUCGAUAUUAACAAAUAGUGAUCGUGGUAGUCUAUUUCUGGCACGAGGUCCAACAGAUGCAAGAUAUUUAGUAUCAAAAUUAUUUGAUGUUACUGCUGGUAGCACAUUGGAACAAUCACUACACACAGAAGAUCAACAAAUUAUCAUACCAUUUGGAAAAGGAAUUGCUGGUCAUGUAGCAUCAACCAAAGAAUAUAUCAAUAUUCCAGAUGCCUAUGAAGUAAGUCGCUAA
Molecule: messenger RNA, 615 nt
Organism: Didymodactylos carnosus
Lineage: Eukaryota; Metazoa; Rotifera; Eurotatoria; Philodinida; Philodinidae
Source: the annotation of a GenBank genome assembly